Messenger RNA from Macrosiphum euphorbiae (potato aphid), 750 nucleotides. The record is from the annotation of a GenBank genome assembly. Lineage: Eukaryota; Metazoa; Arthropoda; Insecta; Hemiptera; Aphididae.
AUGGGCCAAAGAAGUUCACCAGUGGAGAAUGAACAAUUCAGGCAUGUCACUUACAAAAAAAGACUUGCUCCUAUGCUUGAGGGAGUGGUGAAUGACAGAUUAAAAAAGGAAACAAUUGUAAAUGGUUUUCGUGCCUGUGGUCUUUUUCCGUGGUGUCCAGAUGCCAUUGAUUACUCCAAAUGUAGAACUGUCCAACAUAUUCAAACUGUGCAAAAUGGUAGUGAUUGUCUCACAUUGAAACAAAAUUAUGCAGCAGGAAAUAAGUAUCUAGAAUAUCUAUUAGGUGGUGAUCUAGAGAAAACAUUCAAUGAUCCUAAAUUAGAUGUUAUAGAAUUAGAUGUAGAACAAAAAACUUUAUUUAAAUUAUGGCAAAAGAGUCAAGUUUUGGUAAAUAACAUGGAUGUUUCUGUUUCUGUUGAUUUGGAUAAGGAAGAAACAAUCAAUGAUUUAAUUUUAGUAAAUAAUGAAAGUAAUAAUGCUAUUCCAUUACCAACAUCUACAGAAAAAAGGCAAAAUGACCUAGCAAAAGCUAUAUCACCAUCAGAUCAAGGUACAAGUGUGCCAUCUCCUUUCAAAAGGAAUUUGCUAUGGCCUAAAUCCCCUAAAAAAACUGGGAAAUGUCGUCGACGUCUCAAUUUACCAGCAGUGGUGACAUCAAAAGAAUUUCGGGAGUAUGAAGAGAAUAAAAUGAAUAAAAUAAAAUUGAUGGAACAACAAAAAGAAGAAAGAAAAACAUUUAGAAAAAAAUAA